Nothobranchius furzeri (turquoise killifish) is the source of this 2831-nucleotide messenger RNA. RefSeq names its product ubiquitin specific peptidase 3 (gene usp3). Gene Ontology annotation, molecular function: zinc ion binding; cysteine-type deubiquitinase activity. The record is from RefSeq and is a predicted model, not a curated record. Gene Ontology annotation, biological process: protein deubiquitination. Gene Ontology annotation, cellular component: cytoplasm. Lineage: Eukaryota; Metazoa; Chordata; Actinopteri; Cyprinodontiformes; Nothobranchiidae.
CAUCUUUGUAUAGCCUAGCCGGCAGAACCUACGUCACUUCCUCAAAUUAUAUCCAUUUGUUUGUAGCGAGCGCCAGCAGUUACCUGCUACUAUUAACACCAAAAAGAGCGUUUUGGUUUAACCUUAGAGCGUACGUGUAGGCGGAACCAGUUUUCGUUUUGUUUUAUGUAAACCCCCACUUAGAAAAAAAAUGCUAGCUUCAUAGCAGUUACCAAACGCUUUGGCGAGAGCAAAAGCAGGGCAACGUGCGUUCUCGGUCAAAAGUAGUUAGUCGGCUAAGGCUAGCCAGCUAGUUAGAUUAAUUGGCUAACUAUUGUUAGCUGCCCGUCCUUGUUCCGUUAGUAUUGUAUUGGCAGAGUUUCUUGCUUUUGCUAGCUGAUGGAGUGCCCUCAUCUGGGCUCUAGCGUAGGCUGUGCCACCGAUUCCCCCAGGUUCCCUAACGGUACUCCGUCCUCCUGGUGCUGUAAUGUUUGUAGGUCUAAUAAAAGUCCAUGGAUCUGCCUCACCUGUCUGAUGGUCCAUUGUGGGCGAUAUGUCAACGGACAUGCUAAGAAACACUUUGAAGACAGCCAAGGCCUUGGCUUUUGUCAGAAAAAGGGUGACAAGCAGGAAAAGGAUAAAAAUAUUCAUUCGGCCUGCAUGGACUGUUGUAACCUCAGUGUAUUUUGUUACAAAUGUGAUGAAUUUGUCGUCAACGACACCAAACUCGGGUAUGUUCAGAAGUUGAGGGAACAUCUUCAGAGAUUAGAAAAUGCGGUCCUUUUGGGUGACCGACAGAGGAAAAGAAAAUUCCAGGAAAGCCCAGCUGGGGAUGGGAAGUUGUUAAAAGACAAUGAUGAGUUGGCUUUAGGGGCAACUGGCUUGAGGAACCUGGGCAACACUUGCUUCAUGAAUGCCAUUUUGCAGUCCCUCAGCAACAUUGAGCAGUUCAGCUGUUAUUUCAAGGAGCUGCCUGCAGUGGCUCUACGCAGUGGUAAGACGGCAGGAAGAAGGAUGUACCACACUCGCAGCCAAGGGGACAGCAGUGUGUCGUUAGUGGAGGAGUUCAGGAAAACUCUUUGUUCCCUGUGGCAAGGAAACCAGACCGCCUUCAGUCCAGACUCCUUAUUUUACACCAUAUGGAAGAUCAUGCCAAGUUUCAGAGGCUAUCAGCAGCAGGAUGCUCAUGAGUUCAUGCGUUACCUGCUAGACCAUCUCCACAGGGAGCUCCAAUACAGCCGUAACGGGGCGUUUCACCCAGUCUCCCCUCAGGACAGGGAGAGACUUUCCUCCACUGAUGGGAAAUGCUGCAUAAAUGGGCCUGCCAGUGUCGUCACGUCUAUUUUUGGCGGCAUACUUCAGAACGAAGUCAACUGCCUGAUAUGUGGGACAGAGUCUCGGAAGUUCGAUCCGUUUCUUGAUCUGUCUUUAGACAUUCCCAGUCAGUUCAGACAAAAGAGAAGUAAGGACCAGGAGCCAGGCCUGACGUGUACUUUACGUGACUGCUUACGUAGCUUCACUGACCUGGAAGAACUUGAUGAAACAGAGCUGUAUUAUUGCCACAAGUGUAAAAAACGCCAGAAGUCAACUAAGAAGUUCUGGGUCCAGAAGCUGCCAAAACAGGUUUUGUGCCUGCAUCUGAAACGAUUCCACUGGACGGCGUUUUUGAGAAACAAGGUGGACACUUAUGUGGAGUUUCCUCUGAAGGGUCUAGACAUGAGGGGGUACUUACUGGAGCCGGAGAACUCAUUACCAGGGAGCUGCCUGUAUGAUCUCGUUGCUGUCGUGGUGCAUCACGGGUCUGGGGUUGGAUCAGGGCAUUAUACAGCAUACGGCAGCCAUGAGGGCCACUGGUACCACUUCAACGACAGCACGGUGACUCUGACCAAUGAAGACACAGUGAGGAAGGCCAAGGCCUACAUCCUCUUCUACGUGGUGAGGGUCGGUCAAGUGGACGCGGACGAGACCACCGACAGCAUGGCAGCGGAAACGCUGGAUGUGGACGCAGCAGCCAUGGACAGCGUUCAGUCAGAACAAGUUUCUCAGGACAGCGCCCCAGCUGAUGCCACAGAGACGGCUUUGAUGGAUGGGGCGCCCACACAAACGAACGCCGCGCAUGAAAAAUCCCUGAGAAACACAGCCGUUAAUACAGCGGAGGUAAACGAGGCAGACACCGUGUUAGAGGAGGUCGUGACAGUCAGAGAUACUGGAACAGAAGAAGUUCUCCAAUCUGUCCCACCUGCUGCACCGUGACUCUGUCAGGGCUUCAAACGAGCUUGUUGAUUCAUUUCUGUUCCACCUCAGUUACAUUUGUGAUGUCACAAGCUUGAUUAUUUAAGUGAUGACCUUUCCCAUUUAAUGUAUGCAUCUCUCCCGUUUAGGACACUUUGGAAAUCCUCAUGUUUGACUGGCUGCUUUAUUUUGUACGUGUCUUGGUUUUCUUUGUGUAUUUCUCCACUGAGAGAUGUCUGUGUGUGUGUAGUAGACUUCUUUAAAGUGAAGAUGUGUGUGAUGAGUGUCAUGGUGACACAAUUUGGCAUUUUAUUGUUUUCUGUAUAUUUCUUUUAAUUAUUUUCUAUUUCCCCCCUUUUUAACAUGUUGUAUAUUUCUGUUUUUCAGUCGUUCUGUGAUUUUAGUGUUUAUUUUCUGGAACAUUUGCUUAUUUGGGCUUUUAGAAAGCCAACAAAUUGUUUUAAAGAUCAGAGCAUCUCAAAAGCAUUCUGUCUGUGUUGGUGGUGAGCGAUCACUUCUUACAUUUCAAGUAAAAUUGACUGUUUUGGGACCCAAUGACUUUAAAAAUGUACCAGCCAAUGUGGCUGUAUGAGAAAACAAUGAAAACUUCCUGAUUCGUA